Penicillium concentricum is the source of this 2253-nucleotide messenger RNA. RefSeq lists its product as uncharacterized. The record is from RefSeq and is a predicted model, not a curated record. Lineage: Eukaryota; Fungi; Ascomycota; Eurotiomycetes; Eurotiales; Aspergillaceae. The coding region runs from base 1 to 2253 and encodes 750 amino acids. The transcript has 5 exons.
AUGGGCGUGUCAACGGAGAAAAAACCCAAAGACGCACCCAAUCAAUCGGAAGCCAUCGGCGAGUCUUCCAGUGGGCGACCACCUUCCUAUUCGAUCGACAAGGAUGAGCAACCGCCACUAGAACUGCCACGGUUGAAUCUGGGUCCCCCUACAUCUUCUUCGACUACUGUCACUCGCGAUCAGUGCGUUGCACAUCUCAAGUUUUUAGCUGUGCUCGCAGACCUGCGAGAUACUAUCUCUAGUGAUGAUGGCCUCUUUGGUAUCAACGAUGCCGAAGCUGAAAGAUUCUCGGAUUCACUGAAUGAAGCGCGGGCUCGUAUUCGCGAAAAGCGCUGGGCUGUAUAUACAGCGCGUGCGGUCGAUCGAUACGCCAAGUGGUGGUCUAUUGGCCUUCCCCGGUCAAGGCCGAUGGCAACUAUCGAUGAUUUGGAGUAUAUCGGCUAUGAAAACAUCCUUAAUUACAUUCUGAUGGUCUGGCAUGCUCAUUCGUUGAAUCCCCGAAACUUCCUUGAGGAUUGCAUUCGAUACGGUAAGAUAAGCACCUGGGCAACAGGAUUUCCAUGGGAAGUGAUAGAUCGCUGCAUCAACAACAACACGAUGGAGUAUACAGUUUCCGAACAAGCCAAGAAUCAGUUCGAGCAGAAACUGGAUUUCAAGUGGAAUAAUCUAGACGACCCGCCAACCAAGGAAGUCAACUGCACGUAUUGCCAAAAAGUGAGCGCUGUCCCGUGGACAGAUGCUUACUUUGGGGCCACUGUUUCCAAUGCGUUCAAACUUGGCAAUGGCUACGCCGAUAAUUCAUUUGAGGUGAAAUGCGCCGGCUGUCAACACAUAAUCGACCAUGGCCGGCUUAAGGUUGCAAAGUUCCGAAAAGACCUUGCAGCAACUCUUUACGAUGGCCUCCCCAUGCCCGGGGCGUUCACCAACAUUCAUGGAAUUCCCGAGGGCCCAACUGCUAAGAUCAAUCAUCGGGCCCUCCGGUAUAUGCUAUUCCCCACACGAAUUGUCCAGGCUGCUGGAAAGGACUUGAUGGAAUUUACCGAUGGCCGAGUGGAUUGGUGUCAGAACGUCGUCCGUCUGAAGGAGCAUCUUGAGACCAAGCUACACGAUAGAAAGAUUUUGAUGGCUGCGCAUGGUGUCACCAAUAGUAGUAUCCGGCCUGCCGAGAAGAUCCACUUCCGACGAAUGAUGUCUCGAUACUGGGAGAAUCUCGGUCCCUUCGCGCUAGACCUUGUGGGUGCUGUGAUCAGACAAGGCACCUUCGUGGAUAAAAUGGACCAAAUCGACUGGCUGCACUCGCCAACAGUUUUCAACACCAUGGACCGGCUGAUUAAAAAGUACGAAGUGUUCUUCCAGAUCAUGAUGGACAACCCAAGGAACAUGGCCGUGCCCACGCUGGAUGUCGACUUGGCCUGGCACACACACCAACUCAGCCCAUUGCGGUACUACGAACACAGCACGUCGAAGCUAACAAGAAGUGGCCUUCGCGUGUUUAUUGACCACGACGACAAGGUCGACGAGGGAAAACUCUCCGAUGGCUUCGCCUGGACCAGCAAAAUGUACCGCCGUGCCACCGACGGCGGCAUAUACAGCGAAUGCACCUGCUGGUACUGCGAGGCGACACGAACGCCAGACCUGUAUGACCGGUUGAUCACUGUUGGCUCAGCCUCUCGGGCCCGAGACGCUGCAGACCUCUUGCACGAUCGCCCCGAUAUCUCGUCCGACCCAAACAAGAACCCACAUAUCUCUUCACACAACGCUGUCCGGCCAACAAACCUGUACAACCCGGCUGAGAGGGCUGGCGCUCUGAAACACAUACGUCUACAGAGCAACUACCGAAAGGCCGCCCGGCGUGCUGAGAAGCGUGGCCGUCAUCGAUCCGACUCCAAAUCAUCUAAUAAUCAGGGCGACGUUUAUCCAUACUACAUGCCUUAUGCAUAUGGGUACCCUAUUAUGAUGCCAUACUAUGGACCGUACAUGAUGGACCCAUCCAUCAACUGUGAUUCUUACGCAAGUAACCCUGGCUGCAUGAAUGUUACUGCAGGCGCCGCUGGGAACUGUUGUGCUGGCACAUGUGCUGCGCGGGAGGCAGUGGUAAUGGAGGGUGUAGCAGUGGCGCAUGCGGAGGAUCCAGUGGUGGAGGUGGUGGUGAUGGCGGCGGCGGCGGCGGCGGUGGUUGCGGAGGAGGAGGUGGAGGAGGAGGAGGGGGUUGUGGUGGUGGAGGUGGCGGCUGCUAAUCCAAAUGACUGCUAA